AUGGAUAAUUCUGCUUUUGUCCCAGAUAACUUUCGUUGUUCAAGAAUCAUUAACGCAGAAGAAAAACUUUUGCUUAAAAAAUUAAAUGAAGCUUUUGCAACAAAAAACUUGGAAAAAUUCACGAUGUUGCUUCAACGUCCGAUGAAGAAAAGUUGGAUGAAAUUGAAAAGAAAAAGAGAAAAAAAAAUGUCAAAGCAAGAAAAUAAUGAAGUUUUCAAGCGUUUCAAUUUAGUUUGGAAUUUUACUCAAGCAAUGCAAGCUGAACUCGAAAACGGUAAAAUCAAACAUGAGCCUCCAUUUGAUUAUCACGAAUUACUUUCGCAAAGAAUUCUUUGCUAUCGUAAAACAUCCAAUGAUCUUAGCUUGCUCGAGAAGAUAAUGCAAGAACCUCAGAGUGGAAAUUUUAUCGCAUUUGUGUGGAGUGAGUGCGACUUCUGGCGUGACUCAAGCUACCUAACAACAAUAAAUGAACAAGGAAAAGUUUUAAUGGAUUUUAUCGUUGAAUCGGAAAGUGACGAGAACUUGUUCAUGUUUUUAAUACAUGAUUUAAAAGAUCGAACAAUUGAUGACAGUAAAUGUGACAAAAAUUAUUUUCUGAAAAUCAAGAGUGAACAAUUCAUGCGUUGCUGUGGAAUUUCUCUAUUCAGUCGAAUAUAUAUGAUCAUCGUUGAAGAUCCAGCGAAGUUCGAUCAAUGCUUAGUCAUAAUUCAUGAAGUAUUAAAGGAAAUGAAACAAAUUGUUGAUAUUAGAAGAGAAGUUCAAAUUGAUGCGGUGUUAACAAUGAAAGAACAUAUUCAGCAUGAAAUUUUAAAAAUUAUGAUUAAAUAUUGGAAAACUCAUUCUAAGGAUUAUUAUUGCUACCGUAAUUACAUAUGCGACAUCAAUCCUUUCUUCAAACUCUACAUUUCACUCAAGGAGUACGACGAAGACGAGUUUGAAGAAUGUUUUUGUGAUUAUCUUGAUUUCAUGAGACAAACUCAUAGUCACAUUGAAUUUAAUCAGAAACUGCAAGAAGAUUCAAAUUUGCUUAUGACCUUUGCAUUGAAUCAUGGAAUGAAGAAAGCCAUGCAAAUUCUUAUUAGAUGUUACUCUGUUGAUGUCAACAAGUCAUGCGAAGUUAUUGAUGUCGCAAUCAAUAAUGAAUACGCAAUGCUGAAGCUUCUUGAGAAAGGAUAUUACAUUGGAUAUGAAGACGAAGAAAUUUGUAAAGAUGGAAAUUGGAUUAAUGGAAAAGUUUUUGAACAGUUUUUGGAUUCACGUGUUACUACAGUUAAUGGGAGUGUAAAAUCAUCAACACUUGAUUAUGAUGAAGAUCGAGGAAUACAAAUUGAUUACACAUUUAUGAUUUCACCUGAAAUUCGUCCAAUUACAAUGGAUAAAGAUGAAAAUAAUCAUAAAUUAAUUUUCAACGCUGGUAUGGCACCAUUGGAAUGGAUUUUGUCAAAUGAAAAGCUUCGAUACUUCAUCACACAUCCAGUAUUGUCAACGUUCAUCAAUCUAAAGGCAAAUAAAUUUUCGUUAAUCUACAGCUUGAAUCUCUUCAUGUUUUGCAUGUUUUAUGUAAUUCCUUUUAUUUUGGUAUUCGUCUAUUAUGAUCCUAAAGACGGUUCUCAUGUGUUGAAGAUUUUUGUGCCAGCGCUUAUUGCAACUUUCUAUCUUACACUUCGCGAAGCAAUUCAAUUCUUUUGGAUCAUCGACAGCAAAGUUGAAUACUUUAAGAAGAAAAGUAACAAGUUGGAAAUGUUAAUGAUUACAUCAAGUUGGUGUCUCUUAUAUUCGAUAGUAACUAAAAGUUACCAUACCUAUCAAGUUUCGUCUGCUUUCAUCAUUCUAUUAGGAGCUAUUGAACUUUUAAGCAUUCUACCAUAUGCAACUUUUUCAAUCUACAUGUUUAUGCUGAAAGAAGUUACAAUGACAUUUCUAAAGUUUUUCACAGUCUUCAUUUUAAUCAUUUUGGCUUUCACAUUUUCAUUCUACGCCAUCUUAAAGCCAAUCAAAACAAUUCAAGAGAAGAAAGUUGUAAUCGCCAAUCAAACACUCACAUUAACUUCAAGUGAAGCUGUUUUCAAAAACUUUGAACAUCCAUUUACAUCUUUCAUUAAGACAAUUUUAAUGUUUGCCGGUGAUUUUAGUGUCGAUCCGUACAAAGGUGUUAAAAAAUCGGAAAGCAAAUGGCCUAGAGACUUGGAGCAGAACGGGGCUAGAAAAAAUGAUUUGAAUUUUAUAGAGAGAACGACAAAGAAAAUUUUAACGUUUAUUGUAAAUCGAUAUAUCUUCCUUCAUAAAAUGGAUAAUCUUUUCAUUGAUCUUAAAUAUAAACACAUUUUCUAUAAAAUUGAGCAAAAAAAAGAACCAAUUUUACGCAUGAUAAAUGGAACAGUAAAAACAUGUUCUUUAGAAGACACAACUUAUGAGCGUCUUGUCGCACUUUCAAAGCGCAAGGAUAAAAAUACACCAGACAUUGGAGAACGACUUGUGGUUAUUGAAAAUGACGUGAAAAUCUUAAUAGAACAAAUGGAAAGCUUGAAAAAUAUUUUAGUGGAAAAAACAUCUGAAAGUAUAGUUGAAGAAACUUAUUCUAAUUUAAAUUUAAUUUCUAAUCAAUUUAACUAA
Clunio marinus is the source of this 2613-nucleotide messenger RNA. NCBI's taxonomy places the organism in Eukaryota, Metazoa, Arthropoda, Insecta, Diptera, Chironomidae. The record is from the annotation of a GenBank genome assembly.